GUUUGUUCAUGUGUUGCAGAAAACUGGAGCCAGAAUAAAGAUUUAUUCCAAUUGCUGUCCACGCAGCACAGAUCGUCUCAUCAGCAUUUGCGGAAAACCAAAUACAUGCAUAGAGUGCAUUCGCCAACUUAUAUCAACAAUUAAAACUUCCCCAUUGAAAGGAGUGAACAAUCCUUACGAUCCUCACAACUUCGACGAUUAUUAUGCAGAUGAGUACGGAGGUUAUGGAUGUGGAGAUGGUACGCCAAAAUCAGGCCCUUAUAGCGUUCAAGCUGCAUUUAUAUUUUGCAAAGAGAGAGGAGAUGUUCCAUCAAGCACUACAGUGUUUGGUCCACCUAGACCAAAUCGCAAUCGAAUGAAUCACAACUAUCCGCAUUCAUCAAGGGGCGGUCCUCGUGGAAGUGGCGGUGGAAGUGGUGGCGGAGGUGGUGGCGGUAUGUCAAGGGGUGGCCCGAUGGAUCGUGGAUAUGGUGGUGGUAAUUCAAGAUCUGAUGGAGGAGGUGGUAGUGGUUCUGGUAACAGCAGUGGUUAUGAAGGGGGAAGGAACGCUGGCUCUGUACCUGGCUACGCAGGUGGUAGCAGGGCUGGUGGUGGUGGCCCACCACCUUAUAAUAACUCUGGAGACGGUUGGGGUAUGCAAGGUGGUGGCGGAGGUAGCGGUGGCGGUGGUGCUGGUGGAAACGGUUUAAUUAGUCAAGCAUUAUUGAACAGUGAUAUCGGUGGAAACAAUCCGGGUAACAUGAGCUCUGUUAAUCUUGGAAAUAAGACUAGUACUCAAGUCACAAUCCCUAAGGACCUCGCAGGCGCAAUUAUUGGUAAAGGAGGUGGAAGAAUUAGAAAAAUUCGAGCGGACAGUGGCGCUGCUAUUACCAUCGACGAGGCAUUACGUGGUAGUAAUGACCGUAUUAUUACGAUAAUCGGCUUACCCAGUCAAAUACAGAUGGCCCAAUAUCUUCUGCAACAAAGCGUACAUGAGAAUGCAGAUAUCUUCUAAAGAAGAUAAGAAGAAAAGAAAAAAAAAAACAAAGAAAGAUAGGA
Molecule: messenger RNA, 1038 nt
Organism: Polistes dominula (European paper wasp)
Lineage: Eukaryota; Metazoa; Arthropoda; Insecta; Hymenoptera; Vespidae
Gene: HnRNP-K
Product: Heterogeneous nuclear ribonucleoprotein K
Molecular function (GO): RNA binding
Source: RefSeq, a predicted model, not a curated record